GCCACACAGAGCCGCUCAGAGCCGCACGCACAGUCCGGGGGAUGCGGGACUCACAGAGAGCAAACACAGUGGCUUUGCUUUGACUCGAACAGUUAAAGUCUCACCCGCCCGGCCGCUGCUGUCAGUGCAGUAGAAGUGCCAGCCACUUGGCCACAUUUCGAGAAGUGCCGGGAAGAAAACUGGAUUCCUUUUUUACGCACGCCUCCACCGGGCAGGAGCGGGUAGUGUCCGGCGUGGCCGGAUAGUGGACACAGUUAGAGACUGACCAUCAGGAGGUGACCUCUCGCCUCCUUCCGUCUCUCCAUCCUUCACUCUCCGCUCCUCUCUCGGCUCGCCGCUGACAGAUGGUGUAAAAGCGACGGAGAGAACAGCGACCCCCUCCCUCACCUCAGAUCGAAGAAAGGAGGCGCACAGACACUUUGGCACCGAACUCCGAACGAGCGCCCGGCGCUGCGCCACGGCCGGCCACCGCGGAACGCAGGAGCCACUGCCCGCUGAAGAGAUCACCUCCAGGGCGAUAUUCGGCCCAGCAUCUAGUGGUCAGCUCGGGGGACCAACAAGCAGGCUGUUUGUGGGCGGAUUGGUCGGUUAUAGGAGCCGGAGCGGGAAGAGGAGGAGGAGAAGGAGAGCCGACCCUUCCAGCGCCGCUCUCCGGGCGAUGCCAGUGUAAAUGCCAGGGCGAUGUCCCGACGCAAGCAGGGGAAUCCGCAGCACCUGUCCCAGAGAGAAAUAACGCCGGAGGUGGAGCAUCCAGAUGGCGCUUUGCUCUCCGAAUCCCUACCCUCCAACCCACUCACCCUGCCCUCCAAUCCACUUGGCCUACGUCCCCAUCCUUUGGACCCCAGCUUGGCUCACACCCUGCCACCUGGCCUCCACUCUGACCACGACCUGCUCACUUGCGGCCAGUGCCAGAUGACUUUCCCGUUGGGCGACAUACUCCUCUUCAUUGAGCACAAGAAGAAGCAGUGCCAAACACCGCUGCUGGCCAACGGCUGUUAUGACAAGAUGAACGACCGAGGAGGAGGAGGACAGGGAGACAGUCCAACUCUGCAGAGCCUUCAUCACUACGUGCAGAGGGUGGAGCUAAGAAAGGUGUUGGAGCCAGUAGAGGUCGGCAUCCAGGUGACACCAGAGGAGGAAGAUGAGGUGGGAGGAAGAGGGGAACGAGGUGAGAAGACACCAACCAAAGGAAUUUGCCCGAAGCAGGAAAACACGCUAUCAGGUGGAAGGGAUGAGCCCUCCAGCUAUACAUGUACCACCUGUAAGCAACCCUUUCCCAGCGCCUGGUUCCUGCUGCAGCAUGCCCAGAACACCCACGGCAUUCGCAUUUACCUGGAGUCCAGCCCCUCCAGCGCAACCCUCACCCCACGCCUCACUAUGCCUCCACCCAUUGGCAACGACUCCAUCCCACAGUCCCCCCUCACCAACUUUCUAGGGGAUAACAACCCUUUCCACCUACUGAGGAUGACAGCACCCCUGCUCCGUGAACCUCCCCCAGGCUUUGUAGAGAACCGUCUCCCCAGUACGCCUCCAUUUGUCACUCCACCUCCCCGCCAUCACCUGGACCCCCAUCGCCUGGAACGCCUUAGUGCAGAGGAAAUGGGCCUCAUCUCCCAGCACCCCAGUGCCUUUGAAAGGGUGAUGCGGCUAACGCCUAUGGCCAUGGAGUCCCAGUCUAUGGACUUCUCCAGGCGGUUACGAGAGUUAGCAGGGAACACUAACAGCACCACACCACCAUUAUCACCCAACAGGCCUAACCCUAUGCAUCGACUACUAAACCCUAAUCCCUUCCACUCUGGGCCGAAAUCGCCAUUUCUGAGUACUCCUCCAUUGCCACCAAUGCCCCCAAACAGCACCACCCCUCCCCAGACGCAGAACAAGAUCAAGUCCUGUGAGUUCUGUGGUAAAACCUUCAAGUUUCAGAGCAACUUGGUGGUACAUCGGCGCAGCCAUACUGGAGAAAAACCAUACAAGUGCCAGUUGUGUGACCACGCUUGCUCUCAGGCAAGCAAGCUGAAGCGCCACAUGAAGACCCACAUGCACAAGGCUGGAUCCCUGACGGGGCGUUCAGAUGAUGGCUUGUCCACCACGAGCUCCCCAGAGCCAGGCACCAGUGACGUGCCAGGUGAGGGCAUGAAAAACCGUGAUGGGGAUUUCCAGGGGGAAGGCAACGAGGAGGAAGAAGAGGAGGAAGAGGAAGAGGAGCUUGAGAAUGAGAGUCGACCAGAAUCAAAUUUCAGCAUGGAGUCUGAGUUCUACCGGAACAGGGAGAAUGGUUCUAAACCUCAGUCAGAGGAGAAGUCGGCCCUUGGCCUUGAGAAGAUAGUGGAAGGUGGGGGGCUCAACUCUAUACAGCAGUACAAUAAUUUGAUAGUUGACAAUCGUAAAAGGAUGCCCUUCUCUAAGAGGGCCCUGGAUGGCCAGCGGGACACUGGAGAUGAGGAUUCAGUGGCUGGGGAAAUAGACGACCACCAACAGGAAGAGAGGACAACCAUUAAUGGCCGGAACUGUGGCUCCGGUGAUUCUUUCUCAGGUCUGUUCCCCCGUAAGCCCACCCCCAUUACCAGCCCAACCCUGUCCAACUCAUCAAAUAAGAGGAUCAAGAUAGAAAAGGACUUGGACAUUCCCCCUGUACCCCACAUUCCUUCUGAGAAUGUGUACUCCCAGUGGUUGGUUGGCUAUGCUGCCUCACGCCACUUCAUCAAAGACCCUUUUCUAGGCUUCAGUGACUCUAGACAAUCGCCCUUUGCCACCUCCUCUGAGCACUCUUCAGAGAAUGGCAGCCUGCGCUUCUCAACCCCUCCAGGUGACUUGCUAGAUGGGGGUUUGUCUGGCCGCAGCGGCACUGCCAGCGGGGGCAGCACACCUCAUCUAGGUGGUGGCCCUGGUCCAGGUCGACCUAGUUCCAAGGACGGCAGGAGGUGUGACACCUGCGAAUUCUGUGGUAAGGUGUUCAAGAACUGUAGCAACCUGACGGUGCAUCGGCGUAGUCACACUGGUGAAAGGCCCUACAAGUGUGAGCUGUGCAACUAUGCCUGUGCCCAGAGCUCCAAGCUCACGCGCCACAUGAAGACACAUGGCCAGCUUGGUAAGGAGGUCUAUCGCUGUGACAUUUGCCAAAUGCCCUUCAGCGUGUACAGCACCCUGGAGAAACAUAUGAAAAAGUGGCAUGGAGAACAUUUGAUGACCAGUGAGGUCAAACUUGAACAAACAGAGAGGGCCUAAAGCUAAUUCCCUGUUUCCGUACUCUUUGACUUCAAAAUAACAAAAAGGGGUAGCUGGAUACUUUUUUAUAAGAUAUUAAUUUUGGGUUAAUUUUAAUUGCGUCUUUGAUUAAAUAAACUGCCAACUGAGAAAAAAAAACAUGAAAACAGAGAUCAACUGAAGCUGUCUAAACUGCCUUAUGUGGCAUUCGUUUUUAAACAAUCCAUCAGUUGAGUUAUAAAAUAUAUGGAGCCUUUAACUGUGCAAUAAUUUCUGUAUUUAUUGGAUUUUGUAUUUUGGCAUGUGCAGGUACAUUUUUAUUAGAAAUUUUUUUUAUUGUUUUCUUUUGCAUUACUGUUUUUUUAAAACCCACAUGAUAUCCUGAGAGUUCCUUAGAGGACAGAAAUCCAUUUGUCUCUUUAUUUUUUGGCCACUUCUUGUAGGAAAUUGUAUAUUAAGCUAAAUGUGUAAUUUCUUGAAAAGAUGCUGAAUCAAUCUUCAAUUUGAAAGUGGCGUAAACUGAGAAUGCUAGAAUUAGUCUAUUUUAUGUGAUAUGCGAACAACAAUCCUUUGGCAUUGUAGCAUGAACUGACUCUAAAACAUGUCAAUAUAAUUGGAUAUGUAGCACCAAGUGUCAUAUUUGACGAUAAAUGUAAAAUGAAAGAGGAUCCCAAGGUUCGUAAACCCUGUCUCCUCAUGGAAACACCCUAACUGGCCACAAGAAGCUGAUGAUAGGUAAGGCAGCUGCUGACUGGUACAUAGUGCCGAGCUCCGACAACGCUACUACAUCUUUCCCUUUGUUUUGUUUUAAUACCAUCUCAUCUACAUUCAUACACCCAUGCACUCUUUUGCAUGAAGCCAUAUGAUCUGUAUUAUUUAUUAGGAGAGAGCACGAAGCCAUGACGAGUAUGUGUAGCAAGAAAUAGAACAAAGAGACCGAGAGAACACAGGGACAUCUCAGGGUAAACUGUACUACUUUCCUUUAUUUACCUGUUCACUCCUGUGUUGCCCCUUGGCAAACAACUUGCAAAGCAUUUUUUUCAUCAUAGGUUGUAAUCAUUAGAGACAGUUUUACCCCUCACAUGGCUAAAGUUUUAGCCUUAACAUCCACCAGCUCACAAGUGUCCUCUUUAAUCUUAUGAUUAGGUUCAAUUCUUCCACUUUGUAUGGAAUCUGUAUGUAUUUGGCACACAUGGAUGGCAGUCUUGUAAUGGAAGGGUCAUGCUGAAAUUUACAUUUAGAUUUACAUAAGCAAAAAUUACAUAGAAACAGUACAUGUGAAGCCUAAACAGGUCACUGGCAACCUAGUGGAUGUUAAGACCUCAAAGUUUUAUUUCUAAAGUAAUAAUAAUAAUAAUAAUAAUAAUGAUAAUAGCCAGAUCCCUAUGCAUUUUGUGCUAAAAUACAUGACAAUUUGUUAAAAUUGCAUUAGUAGUAAAUUUGGACUUAUUGCAUUCUAGUGCUUGUACAGUCUGAUUGAUGAAGCCACCUCUCUAGAAAUUUAAAUUAUUGAUUGUUAGUUGAGUGCUGAAAUAAUAAAAUUAAUUUAUCAGUUUGA
This is a messenger RNA of Oreochromis aureus, 4762 nucleotides long. It is a transcript of the gene bcl11ba, whose product is annotated as BAF chromatin remodeling complex subunit BCL11B a. Gene Ontology annotation, molecular function: RNA polymerase II cis-regulatory region sequence-specific DNA binding; DNA-binding transcription factor activity. Bases 682 to 3225 code for a protein of 847 amino acids. The record is from RefSeq and is a predicted model, not a curated record. Gene Ontology annotation, cellular component: nucleus. NCBI's taxonomy places the organism in Eukaryota, Metazoa, Chordata, Actinopteri, Cichliformes, Cichlidae. Gene Ontology annotation, biological process: positive regulation of transcription by RNA polymerase II. The transcript has 3 exons.